AUGUCAACUAUUUAUUCUGUUACUUACUUCAGUGUUAGUAUUAAAACGAAUUUAAUCGAAGAAAUAAAAUAUAGAAAUAAUGCUGUUAAUCAUUUCUGUUUACUGGUAAAAGAUCCUCAUCGACAAGCUAGUAAACAUUUAAGACAGAUAAGACAUGUGUGCUUGUUAUUAACUGCUCAAUUUACCAUAUUGGAAGAACUACCUAUUAACACUGUCAUUGGUAAUUUAACGUCGAAACUACCAGUUACGCUUCAAAUGGAAAUACAACAACUUCGCUUCCGUAUUAUUACUGGUGAAUAUUCAAAAUAUUUUUCUGUUAAUGUAAAAACUGGUUUGAUACAAAUUAACGAACGAUUAGAUUAUGAGAACAUUUGUCCAAAAGCAUUAUUUCAUUCCAAUUCUAAUAGUCAUGAUGAUGCCACAAAUUUUGAUUCUCUGUGUCAAAUCAUAAUGAAUAUUAAUGUUUUGCGAGUAAUGAAUUCUGGUGUUGAUAUAGUCGAAGUAAUACAUUUGAUCAUUAUAAUUCAAGAUAUUGACGAUAAUGUUUGUAAAUUUCUACCGACAAACAAACAAGAAAUUUUUGUGAUGGAAAAUUUAUUAAAUCAAACAAAUAUGAUAAAAGUCCCUCUUUAUCAGUUAGUGGAUUUAGAUGUGGGACCUGAUAAUGGAAUUAACCGAUCUAGUAUAAAACUGCAACUUGAUCCAAAGUCUAAUGUUUCUUCAAAUGAAAUUUUUGAUUUAAUUUUAACAAAUACAAGUUCAAAGGUUGCUCCUUAUGCCCUCUUCCUACUGAUUAAGCAAUCACUAGAUUACGAAAGCGUUCAAGAAUUCAAAAUGACUAUUGUUGCUAGCAGUUCAACGACCAAGCCAAAAUCAGCGAUUUUGACUAGUGACUUUAGCAGUUAUGUUGAAGAUUUAAAUACAGAAAAGCCUAAUAAAUGUUUCCUUGAUAUUAUUGUACAUGUUAUUGAUAUGAAUGAUCAUCCUCCCACAUUUCUUCAUAAAAAUGCACAUCUGUCUAUUUUGGAGAGUACUGAAACAAACAAGCCAAUAUAUACAGCGAAAGCAAGCGAUUUAGAUGCGGGUCCAAUACACAGUCAACUAAUAUUUGAAUUGAGCUUUAGAAAUUCGCCUUAUAUCGUUUCACAUUUCUAUAUUAAUCCUAAAAACGGUUCGUUAUUUUUAAAACAAAGAUUAGACUAUAAAGAAAGGGCGAAAAUGAAUAUUUUAAUUACAGUAAGAAAUCCAAGAACUGAAGAGAUUGAUAAUAAGACAACGAAUAAUAGUUUAAAUCCUGACGUAUUUGACAAACACCACUACUACAAGUCAUUAUUAAGCAAUACUGAUUCCAGUAUAGUUGAUAAUUCACUACAUGAUACAAUGGAAUUAUUCAUUCAAGUUAUUGACGUGAAUAAUCAUAAACCAGUCAUCUCUGUAUAUACAUCGAAUGGUAGUCCUGAAUUGGUAAUACAAGAACAUUUACCAGCUUCAAUAUUUCCAGUCGAUUUUGCUUUGGUCAGUGUAACUGAUGAUGACAGUGGACGUAAUGGCCAGGCUAAAUGUGAACUAGAUAGAAAUUCAUCUGAUUUUUUUAAAUUAACAUUAAUUGGUUAUGAGUCAAAUAGUGAUAGAUUGAUGACUAAUAAUUAUGAUAGCGAUCAGUUCCCUGACAUACAUUCUAAUGAUUUAAUUAUUUAUAAAAUGUCAGCAGUUGUUUCAUUCGAUCGUGAAGAAAAUGCUACAGUCUAUGCAACGAUCAGGUGUACAGAUCUAGGAAGUAAUCCAUUGAUUACAGAAUAUGUAGCACAAAUACAUAUAACAGAUAUUAAUGAUCACGAACCGAAAUUUCCACAAACUAAUGAAUACAUAAAAGUAAUGGAAGACAGUGAUCCUUUAAGGAGUGAAAUCAAUUAUUAUGUCACACAGUUAGGGGCAACAGAUUCAGACAGUGGUAAAAAUGCAGAAAUCAUUUAUUACAUUGUGGAAGAAUCUGUUCAGAAUAUUAUACAAAUCAAUGAAACGAAUGGUAUAAUACAAACAACUGGUCAGUUAGAUAGAGAAAUGAAUGCUUCAUUUAGUUUUACGGUUGUUGCUAAAGAUUCCGGUGAAGUGAGUAGAUCAAGUUCAGUGUAUAUUCACAUCGCUGUGCAAGAUUAUAAUGAUGAAUAUCCUGAAUUUGACAGGAAGAUAUAUGAAUUUUCUAUUUAUGAAAAUUCUGUACAAGGUUAUUAUAUUGAUACUAUUACUGUAACCGAUAAAGAUAUUGGUAUAAAUAGUCAAUUGAAAUUUUAUCUAACCUAUGAAAAAGAUGAAAAUAUAACCUAUUCAAACAAUGAUUAUUCCUAUUAUUCCAAUUAUCAAGAAUUACGAUUUUCAUCAUUGAAAAAAGCAAUACCAUUUAAAAUUACAUCAAAACGUUUAAAUAAUCAACAUAAUUAUGAAUUGAAUUUAUUUACUGAUGGUAAAAUAGAUCGUGAAGAGUUGGUGAGAUUAAAUCAGCGUAAAUUAAAAACAACAGCCUAUGAAUAUUUGAAUACUGGAAGUGAUAUUAUAAACUAUCGUAAUAAGACCAAUCACAAAUAUAAGGAAUUGUCACGUUACAGACUGAUAUUAACGGCAGAAGACUUUGGAGUACCGAAACGAAUUGCUACUGCACUUAUUUAUAUUAAUGUAAUGGAUGUAAAUGAUGAAGCACCGAUUUUUAUCAACCCAAUCCAAGAGGAUAUGAUUUACACGAUUUCAAUUAAUGAAGUACCAGGUUAUCAAAUUUUAACGUUUAAAGCCAAUGAUCCAGACGAAGGCUCAAAUUCUGAAAUUAAAUAUUCUUUAAUUGAAUCCAUUCAAGAGUAUUCACAUAUUGGAAAUGGAAGUUCAUCAACUUGUAAAAAUUUAAAUCGUAAAUCAGUAAUCCACCAUAAUCAAUCAUGUAAUCUAUUAGAAUAUCUUUAUUUAAAUCAAACUACUGGCAGUUUAUUUCUAUUAAAACAAUUACCGAAUCAUUUAUCAAAUGCUACAUGUCGUCUGUGCGUUAUAGCUUCAGAUGUGGGUAUACCUCCAUUAUAUUCAACACGUUACUUUUGUCUACAUUUAAUGAAUAAUAUAGAAUCAUCACAAUUGAAAUGGAUAUCCUUACAGACGAAUAACAAUGGUUACUCAUUAAUAUACAUAUAUACGGUCUCAGGAACAAUUGGUAUAAGUUUAACUCUGUCCGUGAUAUUUUUGUGCAUAGCAUUUACUGUAUGGAAGUAUCCUAAAUUGAAACUAAAAUCAAAUGUUAUCAAAGAAACCAUGUCUUCUAGUGAUAACCAAAUAUCAAAAAUUCACUGUGUAGCUGGAAAAUCAACUAACAAAGAGACAUACAAUAACAUUAUAUGCACGGAAAAUGAAUUGGCUAACGUGAGCUUCAAUCAUCUAACAAACAACCCAUUAUAUUUCGAUAGAAAUGAUUAUAACCAAUAUUCAAUUGAAAACCGACACCCUCGCAAUUCUUUGCAACAACUAGUCCUUGAAUCACUUCAAACUAGUAAUCAUUAUAAUGACGAUACCUCGAAAAAACCACAUCAUGAACAGAAUAUUUAUUUAAAUCCUAAUUACACUUUAAAUUAUUCAUCAUUACCUCAAGAAUAG
This is a messenger RNA of Schistosoma turkestanicum, 3627 nucleotides long. The record is from the annotation of a GenBank genome assembly. NCBI's taxonomy places the organism in Eukaryota, Metazoa, Platyhelminthes, Trematoda, Strigeidida, Schistosomatidae.